AUGUCGUUCUGGCCGUUUUCCAGUUCGUUUAAUAGCAAUAGUCAUUUGCAGAAACUCCUUGAUUCUACAGCUGACGUGAGCAAGAUCAAUAUUGAUGACUUAUUUGAGGAUCGAACUAUCCAGCUGGAAUUUAUGGAUGAAUUGAAGGGUCUCCUGACGAAAUAUGGAAGAAGACAAACUUCCAUUUGCCUCUGUUCCAAUACCAUCAACGACGACUCUUCGGUGGCUUCGUCAUCAAACGAGACAACAAGCAAUAAUAGAAGCGAAAUUGAUGGAAUUGGUGCUUCAACCGCAUAUAUUGAUGGUCUCCUCGACUACAUUGAGCAGUCUGUGGAGUUCUUCUAUGACCUAGCAAUCAAGGAGGAAGAAAAGCUAGAAGACCUUGUGAAUAAAAGUGACAGCGGGAGUCUCCAUUCAGAUAAUCCUUCGGACGAAGUAAGAGAACUGAGAAUGGAAGAUGCCAGGGAGGAACAAGAAGAGGACGAAAGCAAAGGUGAACAGGCAGAUGAGCGCCUACGUCGCUGCAUUCAGGGCGCCACAGAUGUCCUCUCAUUGGAAUUCUGGGUCAUUUCUAAUAGAAUCAUAGAGACCCCGGUACUCAUGGAUAAGUUGUGGCUGGUGAUCCUGAUGCCACAUCUUCGGGAAAGUUCUCCUGCUGUGGGCUAUCUUGUGCUGGUUUUGGAUCACUUUUUGGAUUCCAAUUCAACAGAGUUUCUUAACUAUAUUAGAAGACGUGACAACUUAGUUGAUACGUUUUUGGCCAAGAUAGAGAUCCCCAUCUUGAUGGAUUUCUUCAUAAAGAUUAUCCAAACAGAUAGAGCAGACUCUCCUACUGGUAUCAUUGAGGUUCUCUCUCAACAGCAAUUGAUAUCCAAGCUUAUUGACAUUCUCAAACCAAUUUCUUCCCAAUUUGAGGAGGACCAUGUUUGCAUUCCAAGCUAUGAGCUUCUUUUCAGACAAACAGCCGCUGCUGAGCUCAUAAAAGCACUUAUAUCCAUAUCAUCAAAUUCCACAUUGGCGGUGGAUCUAGAAUCUAACAUUGGGCCCAAUCAAUUGACUCGUGAAUUGGCUUCGCCCAAGAUCAUCAACCAGAUGGUGCAUGACAUAAUUUUGUACCGUAUUCCCGGUAAAACUGCGUCUGAUUUACCACGUACAAAUAAAAGUGGAAUCAGCAACUGUGUCACCAUCUUAAUCGAACUUAUUAGAAAAAAUAAUUCUGACUACGACUUGAAUUGUGGAACAUACAGUGCCCUUCUUCAGAAUAAUACCGCAGAGCCUACAGGUGAGGUGAGCGUAUACGUGAUGUAUCAAUGGCUUAAAGACUUUAAUCAGAAUCCUCCUGGAAUAAGAGAUCCUAACAUGAAUGCUAUUUCGGAGCUCAUUGACCUCGAUGCAAGCGUUCCCGCUGCUGCUGAAAAAGGUUCAGAAGCUCUUGGUGUGACCAAAUUCAAGCUCUUUGAGCUCAUAGCGGAGCUUCUUCAUUGUUCCAAUAUGAUUCUUUUGAACUCAAGAAAGAUUGCAGAAAUCGUUCGUAUCCGUGACAAGAUCCGAGUUUUGCAAGAAUCAAGGCUCAAAGAUGCUUUGGCUGGCUCUAUUCUAGACGAAGAGUCUUCAUCUGUCGAUGAUGAACAUAUCGGUGAUGUAACAAGCGGUAUAGAUGACGUUUCAUUGCAUGACAUGUCUCCUGAAACUACCAAGAAGACCGAGAGAUCCAACACCAAUGAGUUGUCGGUGAAGAAUUUCACCAAGCUUAAAAUGGAACAACUCAAUGCUUCUGAGUAUGUUGAAUCUGACGAUGAGGAACCUGCUGUUUCGCAAGAGAAUCCAUUUGUUUGCAUAGAAAGAGAUGAAAUGUUCAGAGAGAAUCCAUGCAUUGGUGAUGCCUUCAAAAUCAAGCUUGUUGACCUGAAUCUUCUUCCCAAGAUGCUUAGAAAGUUUGUUGAUUACCCCUGGCAUAACUUUUUCCACAAUGUGGUAUUCGAUUUGAUACAACAAAUCUUCAACGGAAAGUUGAAUUCGUACAACUCGUUUUUGAUUGUCGAGUUGUUCAAGCAUGACGAGUGUAACAUCACUCACCUUAUCGUCGAUACUUUCAAGAGUAAAGCAGAACCCAGACCUGGCUACACGGGCCAUCUUAUCCUAAUCAGUGAGGAAGUCGUCAAGUUCUCAUCAUUGUAUAAACCAGGUUUGAUAUCACCUGUCAUAGUUGACGCAGUCAAUGGUAAGGAUUGGGAGUGGUUUGUGGAGAAUGUCUUACUUAAAACUCGUGAACUUUACAAUGCAAUUCUAGGUGCUGACCCUGAGUACGAUGAUGUUGAUAAUAUGGAAGGGGGAACCCGUAGAGUCCAUGAUGAUGAUUCGUACGGAUUUGAUUCUUCUACGGUUGGCUACAUGGACCUCGAACCAUAUGACGAGGAACAGAAAAACUUCAUCAUUCUAGGCGACAGCAGCAACCAUGACGAGUUUGUGAGUCUGAAGCCACAACACCCUGAUGACGAUGAGGAUGCAGAAGCUAACCACAAAACUGACCUUGCGGACGUGAGAAUACAGAGUAUGUCCCCAAAAUCUCUGGUAGAAAAUCAUGAGGACUUAGUGAACGAUCUAAACGGGUCUAAAUUUCCUGGACAUCGGGACGAGCUUCAAGAAGACAACUUCUUCGACGACCUUUCUGGAUCUAGCUCGUCGGAUGAAGAUGAUGAUGACCAUAAUGAGUUACGUCGCGUGCCAAAACAUAGCGAAUCGUGA
This is a messenger RNA of Candidozyma haemuli, 2745 nucleotides long. RefSeq lists its product as uncharacterized. Gene Ontology annotation, cellular component: nucleus; cytosol. NCBI's taxonomy places the organism in Eukaryota, Fungi, Ascomycota, Pichiomycetes, Serinales, Metschnikowiaceae. The transcript has 4 exons. The coding region runs from base 1 to 2745 and encodes 914 amino acids. The record is from RefSeq and is a predicted model, not a curated record. Gene Ontology annotation, molecular function: protein phosphatase binding; protein phosphatase regulator activity.